AUGGGAAUCUGCCAUGGAAAACCCAUCGAGACCCAGCAGAGUGAGAGAGAAAACCCAGAAUUCCCGAGCGAAGUUCCGUCAUCAACAAACCCCAAACCCUCGAAAUUCCCAUUCUACAGCCCGAGCCCUUUGCAGAGUUGGUUUAAAAACUCGCCGGCGAACUCAAACCCUAGCAGCGUGAGUUCCACACCGUUGAGGAUCUUCAAGCGCCCCUUCCCACCUCCAUCGCCGGCCAAGCACAUUCGCGCUCUCCUCGCUCGGCGCCACGGCUCCGUGAAGCCGAACGAAGCCUCCAUACCUGAAGGCAGCGAGUGUGAGAUUGGGCUGGAUAAGAGCUUCGGCUUCGCCAAACAGUUCUCGGCCCAUUACGAGCUCGGCGAAGAAGUGGGCCGCGGCCAUUUCGGCUACACCUGCUCCGCCAAGCCCAAGAAGGGCCCCCUCAAAGGCAUCGACGUUGCCGUCAAAGUCAUUCCAAAAUCCAAGAUGACUACAGCAAUUGCCAUAGAGGAUGUAAGGAGAGAAGUGAAGAUAUUGCGGGCUCUAACUGGACAUAAGAAUCUGGUGCAAUUCUAUGAAGCCUAUGAAGAUGAUGAAAAUGUUUUUAUAGUUAUGGAGUUAUGCAAAGGAGGGGAAUUGCUAGAUAGGAUUCUUUCCAGGGGUGGAAAGUACCCAGAAAACGAUGCCAGAGUAGUUAUGAUCCAAAUAUUAAGUGUUGUAGCAUUUUGUCAUCUGCAGGGUGUUGUUCACCGUGAUCUCAAGCCAGAGAAUUUUCUUUUCACUUCUAAGGAUGAAAGUUCCACGUUGAAGGCCAUUGAUUUUGGAUUGUCUGACUAUGUGAAGCCAGAUGAGAGAUUGAAUGAUAUUGUUGGAAGUGCUUAUUAUGUAGCUCCAGAAGUUUUGCAUAGAUCUUAUGGGACAGAAGCAGAUAUGUGGAGCAUUGGUGUUAUUGCUUAUAUUCUUUUAUGUGGGAGCCGUCCCUUUUGGGCUCGGACUGAAUCUGGUAUAUUUCGGGCUGUACUUAAGGCAGAUCCAAGUUUUGAUGAGGCUCCUUGGCCUUCUUUAUCUGCCGAUGCUAAAGAUUUUGUAAAGAGGUUGUUGAACAAGGAUUAUCGUAAGAGGUUGACUGCAGCUCAGGCACUAAGUCAUCCAUGGCUGGUGAAUCAUCAUGAUGAUAUGAGGAUACCUUUGGAUAUGAUAAUCCACAAGCUUGUUAAAGCUUACAUUUGCUCAUCUUCUUUACGUAAAUCUGCUUUACGGGCUCUUGCAAAGACAUUAACAGUAGCUCAGCUAGCUUAUCUCAGAGAUCAAUUUACUCUGUUAGGGCCAAACAAGAGUGGAUUAAUUUCUAUGCAGAACUUUAAGACGGCUGUUUUGAGGAGCUCCACAGAUGCUUCAAAGGAUUCAAGGGUCUUAGAUUACGUGAAUAUGGUUAGUUCUAUCCAAUAUAGGAAACUAGAUUUUGAGGAAUUUUGUGCUGCCGCUAUAAGUAUGCACCAACUAGAGGGAAUGGAGAGCUGGGAGCAGCAUGCAAGGCGAGCCUAUGAGCUUUUUGAAAAGGAAGGAAAUAGACCAAUUAUGAUUGAGGAACUUGCUUCGGAACUUGGGCUUAGUCCAUCAGUACCUGUUCAUGUAGUACUUCAAGAUUGGAUAAGGCACUCAGAUGGGAAGCUUAGUUUCUUGGGGUUUGUCAGGCUUCUGCAUGGGGUUUCUUCCCGUGCAUUUCAGAAGGCUUGA
Molecule: messenger RNA, 1734 nt
Organism: Vigna radiata var. radiata (mung bean)
Lineage: Eukaryota; Viridiplantae; Streptophyta; Magnoliopsida; Fabales; Fabaceae
Product: CDPK-related kinase 7
Exons: 11
Coding region: 1-1734 (577 amino acids)
Biological process (GO): protein autophosphorylation; intracellular signal transduction; peptidyl-serine phosphorylation
Cellular component (GO): nucleus; cytoplasm
Molecular function (GO): calmodulin binding; calcium/calmodulin-dependent protein kinase activity; calcium-dependent protein serine/threonine kinase activity
Source: RefSeq, a predicted model, not a curated record